Messenger RNA from Salpingoeca rosetta, 1807 nucleotides. RefSeq lists its product as uncharacterized. Bases 25 to 1572 code for a protein of 515 amino acids. NCBI's taxonomy places the organism in Eukaryota, Choanoflagellata, Craspedida, Salpingoecidae. The record is from RefSeq and is a predicted model, not a curated record. The transcript has 8 exons.
UGACAAAGCAAUCUGGAAGGAAGAAUGAGGACAACAGUGAAAGCUGCUGUGCUCGUGGCACGUGCUGUGACUGUGGCAUCCGUGCUUGUGCUCGGAGGUGCUGUGCCUUGCUUCGCAGCAGCAGCAGGAGGAGGAGGAGGAGAAGGAGGAACAGUAGGAACAGACUAUGAGUGUGAGCGGGCUAGUGGUGAUGUUGCGAGGGAUGAGAUGGUGAUUGGCUUUGGCUCGUGCAACAAGCCCGACUUUCCACAAACGGCGUGGCAGUGGAUGGACGACACCGAUCUCUUCCUCUUCAACGGCGACGUCGUGUACAGCGCCACGAUAGGGGUGGAUGGGUUGGAGAAGGCCUUCGAUUCAUUGGACGCAGGUCCAGCAUAUCAGCGCGUCAAGCAAGCAAAGGCCUCCAAGUGGCACUGCAGGGCUGUUGCCGAUAAUUGCGAGGUGCAUCAAGGCAUAUGGUCAACGUGGGACGACCACGACUUUGGCAUCAACGAUGGCGGCGGAGGCGAGCCGCUACCAAUCAUAAAAGACUUGCAGGUUGAAGAGCGGCUGCGUGUGUUCAAGGAGCACAUGCAUCCACGAUGCACGGACACCUCGCGCGUGACGCUUUCCAGCCGUAAUGGCACCUACCACUCCACCAAACUUCACGUUGGGGAUAAGCGAGACGUUGUCAUUUCGCUGUUGGACACACGCACACACCGCCAGCUGCACGCGAUUCCCUCGCUUGGCACAUUCAGCUUCAUCCCGCUCAUCGGCAAACUCUUCCCCAUCACCGCCGGCGCCACACGCAUGCUGGCCGCAAACCUCGGGUGGGGCAACACCAACAGAGGCGCAAUGCUGGGCGAAGAGCAGUGGCGAUGGCUGGAAAACACGCUGUGCAGCAACAACGACGAUGACACCACGCACAUCAUCGUCUCCUCCAUUCAGGUGCUGACGAGCAACCCGCUUGUUGAGAGCUGGGGCCACUUCCCGACAGAGCUGCAGCGUUUGCUGUCACUGCUGGACACGUGCAACCUCAAGCACGCCAUCAUCGUCUCAGGGGACGUCCACUUUACAGAGUUCACCUCGCUCCCAAGCGGACAGCUGGUGGAAGUAACCUCGUCGGGGAUGACGCAUGACUGUACGGGCGGUGUUCUGCCGCGAGCGCUGUGUUCGCUCGCCAUAUCCACGUUUGGACACCACCGCAGCAAGCAGGACACCUUCCACCCGCGACGCGCGUUUGCAAAGAUGCGACUACACUGGCGCCGUGAUGGUGCUGGUGGUGAUACAGACACGGCACAAGCUGAAGGCAAUGCACGCGCCACAAGAGACGCUGAUGGUGGUGGCGGUGCACGUGGGCCGAGUGCUGUUGUCGAGGUGAUUGCGAGCGAGGAUGGGCAAGUGGUGCACACGCGGCGGGUUGUCAGCCUGGCCAGUGGGCGCGUGUAUGGCAAUGAGGCCAAUCAGCAGCGAUGGGGCGUGAUCCACCGACCGCCAGUCCCGCUACACAUGUUGAUGGUGUCCGUUGCUGCCGUCGUGCUCGCUGCAGCACUUCCCUUGCUUGCUUGGUGCUGCAAGCGCAAGUCACACUGACAUCAUGUGUGUGUGUGUGUGUGUGUGUGUGUGCGUGUGUGUGUGUGUGUGUGUGUGUCUGUCUGUGUGUGUGUGUGUGUGUCUGUGUGUCUGUGUGUGGGUGUGUGUGUGUGUGUCCUUGUGCGCCCUGUUGUUGAUCUUUUGUUCCUUCGCCCUCGCUCUCUUGUUGGUGAAACGGUGCGAGCUCAUACGUGUAAUUAAAAGGCACGAUCAGCGAAACGUUGCGCAAACCAGA